This is a messenger RNA of Scedosporium apiospermum, 585 nucleotides long. RefSeq lists its product as uncharacterized. The coding region runs from base 1 to 585 and encodes 194 amino acids. The record is from RefSeq and is a predicted model, not a curated record. The transcript is spliced from 2 exons. Lineage: Eukaryota; Fungi; Ascomycota; Sordariomycetes; Microascales; Microascaceae.
AUGGAGGCCUUCCCACCCGCACCCCAGCCAAUUGGCAUUUUCGACCAAUUCAUCGCCCGACAGACGGAAACCGUUGUCGUGGAUGAAAAGGUCAUGUCGCUGUCCGGAGACAGCUUCGACAUCAAGCUCGCCAAUGGAUUCCCGCUCCUCCGCGUUCAAGGUAACGCUUUGUCCCUCCGAGGCCGGAAGGAGGUCUUCGACAUGGCCAACAAUCAUCUUUUCACAAUUGUCAAUAAGCUGCUGUCAUUCCGGCCGACAUUUCUCGUUGAGAAUCCGUCUGGUCAGACCAUCAUGGAAGUAAAGAGCAGCCUUUCGACCCUCAUUGGUUCCAAAGCCACAAUCACAUUCACUUCCAAGAGCGGAAAGCAAGAAGUCCUUGUCAUGAGAGGCAACUGGCGAUCUUCCAGUGCAGAUAUCGUGGAGGAGUCCACCGGCUUCGUUGUGGCUAGAAUCAAGCGCGACAGGAACCUGAAGCAUUACUUUGCAGGUCAGCAGACGUAUACCGUCACUGUCGCCCCGGGUGUGGACAUGGCGCUCGUAGUAGCGAUGUGUAUCUGUAUGGAUGAGAAGAAUAACGACAAAUAA